AUGGGUCUGGCAUACAACGUGUACCUCACUUCCAACAAAAUCUUCGGCUGCAAGCAAUGCAAGACGCAUCUUGCCGACUACAAUGACAUCGUCAGCCGGAAUUUUCGUGGUCAACAUGGCAAAGCGUAUCUAUUCAACACCGUCGUUAACAUCACGCAGUCCGAGGCUGUCGAGCGUAGCAUGACUACGGGGAAACAUGUGGUGCGGGACAUUUCAUGCAGGCAAUGCAAGGAAACGGUAGGAUGGAAAUACGACAAAGCAUACGAGACCAGCGAGAAAUACAAGGAGGGCAAGUUCAUUCUAGAAGAAGAGCUUUUGUGUGUGGUGUGUUAG
Molecule: messenger RNA, 333 nt
Organism: Aspergillus wentii DTO 134E9
Lineage: Eukaryota; Fungi; Ascomycota; Eurotiomycetes; Eurotiales; Aspergillaceae
Product: putative Yippee zinc-binding protein Moh1
Exons: 2
Coding region: 1-333 (110 amino acids)
Cellular component (GO): ubiquitin ligase complex
Source: RefSeq, a predicted model, not a curated record